CAGUUGUGUUGUGCGAAGGGGACCAUUGAGGCUGUAGAGGAGGGAGCAGUGCUAGUGUGUAGUUUAUCUUCGUAUCGAGUGUCUUGCAACUGGAUCCCUGGACACUACAGGAAUCAUACGACGGCAACGUAGGCCAGUCUUAACGGAGAGAGAACAGAAAAACCUGAUCAAUUUAAUGACAAAGCUGUCUGUCAGAAGAUGUGUGCUGCUGUGUAUGUCCUGUCGACAGUAACGGGCUACAUGCUCACCUCUGCUCUCCUGCUGAAAUGCCCGACUCUUCUGCACCGGAGGAAGCGAGAGACUUUCCUCAGCAGGCAUAUCUCCCACCGUGGAGGAGCAGGUGAAAACCUGGAGAACACUAUGGCAGCUUUCAAGCAUGCUGUGGAUAUUGGCACUGACAUGCUGGAGUUGGAUUGCCACCUGACAAAAGAUGAAGAGGUUGUGGUUUCACACGAUGCCCAUUUGCGGCGGUCUACCGGCAUCAAUGCCUAUAUCUGCGACAGGACCUAUGCUGAGCUGCCUCCGUACCUUUGCAAGCUCGGUGUAACUUUUCAGAGAGAGUGUUACUGUGAGGGCGGAGAGGACAAACGCAUCCCUCUUCUCAGGGACAUUUUUGACGCGUUCCCCAAUACGCCUGUCAACAUUGACAUCAAGGUCAACGACAACACACUCAUCAAAAAGGUUUCUGAGCUGAUUGUUAAGUAUGACAGAGAGCAUCUGACAGUAUGGGGCAACGCCAGCAACCAGAUUGUAAAGAAGUGUUACAAAGAGAACCCACGUAUUCCCGUGUUGUUCAGCUUACCAAGAGUACUGCAGCUGUUGGGUCUCUUCUACACUGGCCUCCUGCCCUUUGUUCCACUGAAGGAGCAGUUUCUGGAGAUCCCCAUGCCCUCUAUUAUUACCAAACUCAGGGAUCCUGAGCGCUUAACCCGGAGUCAGCGGGUCCUAACAUGGCUCGCAGAUACUUUGCUGAUGAGGAAAGCACUGUUUCAGCAUCUAACUGCCAGGGGAAUCCAGGUGUAUAUCUGGGUGCUGAACGACGAGGAGGACUUCCAGAGGGCGUUUGACUUGGGAGCCACAGGAGUCAUGACAGAUUUCCCCACCAGGCUGAAAGACUUCAUGGACAGGAAUGGCAUUUCUAAGCCUCAGUGACCUGCCAAAAUCUACCUCAGUCCCCCCACCCCCAACCACCACCAGAGUGAUUAUCCUUUAACCUGACUGACCUGCCAAAACCAGCCCCUCCACAGUCACCCCACUUUCACUGCAUGCAUUCCAGCAGGGUGACUCUUAUUCAGUGUUAUAGUGUAGCUCAUCAUGCUCUGCUUCAUUGUACUUUAACACUACGCCCUGUAUUUCAAGUGACACAUGUAUAUCAUUAUCUCAGCUGGGUUGUGCUCUUUGUAGGUUUUUUGUACCUUAAUGCACACACUCAGUUUUGUAAAAUAUUUAUCCUUUUUACAUUGCUGCUUUAAAGAACUAACACUUUUAAGGAUAAUUAUAAAAUGGGACUUAAUGGCCAUUGGAAUAUUGUGUUUGCAAGUCUUACUUAUCUCAAAUUUCAGUAUAAAAUCUGUUUUAUGACUUGAAGCUACUUUUAAUUGAGAAAAUUGAAUCUUUUUGAUUGCCUUCAAGGAAAAGUAUUUGUAGUAUUACUGCUUUAUAUGUUGAGUACUGUGCCAGCAAAAAUACCUGCCAAUGCAGCUUAAUGCCUGUCAUUUUAAACAGUCUGCCAGUGACUUAUACCAUGCAAUAAUAUUCUUCUACAAGCAAAUACUGUUUUUUUUAAAAACAGCUAGAUUCACCCAGAAAUACUCUCCAGUGUGCAGGCACAUCAAUAAGUUGCACUGAUUUGAGGUAUUCACAGCUCAAACAACACUCAAUUUAAUUGUUGACUGCUCUGUAAAAAAACUGUAUUGAGUUUUUUUAAUUUCAAUGUCUUUUGUACUGCUCUGCCGUGUUGUAUAUUUAUAUGUAGGUUUUUAAUCUGUAUUUUCCUCUUAGUUGCUGAAAAGACUGAGGCAUUGUCUGUCCAAUGAUGAAUUUGCAAGGGCAUUUUUGCACAAAGUAAUGCAUAAGUGGUAUUUUUAUCGUUUGUGCAAACUUCCAUAAACAGCUUUGAACUUCAUGUUUAACUGACAGGAGAAUUACCUAAAUGUAUGGGCUCUAAUUUGUAUUACAGGAGCACAGACAUUUUGUUGAUUGCUUCUUUUGCAGUGACUUGACUUUACAAUGAGUUAGAGGCAACAGAUCUCACGCUGUGGGUGACACAGUCUGAAAGUUUAAAGACCAUUAGGAUUAUCAUACUGCUGACAUUCACUAAUCCAAACUUGUGACCACACUGAGGGUCAUUCAUGAAUGUACCAUUGAUUGAAUGUAUUGUGUGGUGUUUGGUGUUUUACAAUGAGACAGCGUUGCUCCAGUGUUUUCUCUAGUCCGUAGUUUGGCAUUUUGUAUUGUGCAGUCAUGGAGUUCAGUGGCUGAAACCUGCACUGGUGUUGGCCUGAUUAUUGAUAUUUUAUCCUGUUUUGCGAUCACAUGUACAGCCCAGAAUCAUAUUUAUUUGACAGAGUUUUGUGACCUACCAGCCAUAUAACAAAUCUUAUUUUAAUGAAUAUAUGUGUAAGUAUUUUGAUUACAUUGCUUGUGAUGUACUGAGUGUACAUUAGUUUUGCAUGCCAAAAUGAAUAAGUGUUGUAUUUUUAAUAUAUUGUUGCUAUGACAGGAUGUGGGACCUGGCUACUCAGACCUAUCAAAUGCCUUACCCCACAUGGAUUGUGAUUUGGUUUACAAAGAACAUUUUUAUCAAUAUCAAU
Messenger RNA from Cheilinus undulatus (humphead wrasse), 2813 nucleotides. It is a transcript of the gene gdpd1, whose product is annotated as glycerophosphodiester phosphodiesterase domain containing 1. Gene Ontology annotation, biological process: N-acylethanolamine metabolic process; glycerophospholipid catabolic process. The record is from RefSeq and is a predicted model, not a curated record. Bases 199 to 1152 code for a protein of 317 amino acids. Gene Ontology annotation, cellular component: endoplasmic reticulum membrane. The transcript has 11 exons. Lineage: Eukaryota; Metazoa; Chordata; Actinopteri; Labriformes; Labridae. Gene Ontology annotation, molecular function: phosphoric diester hydrolase activity; phosphatidylcholine lysophospholipase A1 activity.